Molecule: messenger RNA, 1511 nt
Organism: Bombyx mandarina (wild silkworm)
Lineage: Eukaryota; Metazoa; Arthropoda; Insecta; Lepidoptera; Bombycidae
Gene: Osi24
Product: Protein Osi24
Cellular component (GO): membrane
Source: RefSeq, a predicted model, not a curated record
ACGGUGAUGAGUUUAGAAAGGCCACACAAAAAUGGACCUAAAGAAACAAACAUCACGCUGGACCGGUUAUAGAAAAGCACAAUGGCCGAUCGAGAAUCACACUUUAAUUUUAAUGUACAUACUACUUUUUGCUGCUCGUUUUAACUGUCAAGAUUUAAGUAUAGAUGAAGAAACCAAAAAUAAUACUGUAGAUAUAAAUAAAAGCGAUUGCCAUAGUACUGAAUCUAGUAAUAUUAAUGUUUUAGUCAGUGAUAAAGCGCCUAGUACUUUACAAGAUUUUAUCAGAAGUUUAGAAAAUGUAACAGAGAAAGAGGCCCUUUUAAAUAAAACUAUGGGAUACGUAGAGCAUUUAGUAGAUAACGUAUUAAAUUAUGAACGAAUCAAAAUAAUUGAUGGAGUUGAAAUCAAAAUUAAAAACGAUACUAAAGUAGUAGACAAAGAGAGAAAAGAAAAUAAUGAUAUCGAAGAAGCGAGAGGCUUAUUCAGUAAAUAUACUUACGAAUACAGACUUUAUCAAAAGAUCAAGAGCUUUAUAGAUACGCACGUGCUUUCGAUAAGCUUACCAAAAGCCGCUAAGUUUAUGGGCUUCAGAUCCUUCGGUUUAAACAAGUUUUUCCUGCCGCUGCUGAUCGGAGGGCAGGUGUUGAUAAAGACGAUUCUGUUCGCGAUGUUCCUGCCAAGUAUACUCGGUAGCUUCGGGAAGAUAUUAGGAAAAGGUAUCUCUCACUUGUCAGCGACUUCCAGUCAAGCUAGCUAUCCCCCGGCUAACAUGGAUGACACUAACGCAUAUAACAACGACAACAAAGACUUCAUGGGAUAUGAGACUAACCCAACUGGCACUUAUGCGUACCCCCAAGAUUAUGCCACAGAAGGAAACGACAUGGAACCGGGAAACAUUGACAUGUCAAGAUACGGCGCAGGUGGACCCAAAGUUACCUACCUACCAAGCAAGAACAGCUACUACAAAAACCAGAUGUCCACUGCAAAUAACUACAAGAUCUUCCAAAAAAUACCGGCGUCCUCCAUGAUCCUGAGCAACUAUGACCCUUUCUACUCACCGCUGCUUUCAAGGCUCGACGGGAUCUUUGCAAGGCUCGGAUUAGCACCAUCAGAGAAUGCAGUCACAGAUAGCCCACAAAUGGGAGGGCAAAGUCUGAGUGACAUGAAGCUAGAAGCUUGCAGGGAACAGCUUAUUUGCCUCAUGUACGCGAAUCCAGCGAAAUACGCGCCCUACAGCAACCUGGUAUCAGCCCAGUUGAGCAGAGAGCUGAACGAACUCCGUCGCCCGGUCUCCGACAACCCAGAGAUCCUUAGGUUCUUCAAAUACAUGAGAGCAGCGAGGCGAGGACAAGAGGGAGUGGACUGCGUGACUCUCCAUCCAGGCUGUUCAACCAGCACUCCAACGCACACCAUGAUAGCUGCGUAUCACGAUAUCAACAAGCUAGUGACUGCUAGGAAAUUGAGGCUUUGAAUUCUAGAUAACAAAGUAUAUAAAAACGUCAUAGUGUGAG